AGUAGUGUUGUACAUGCAAUGCUCAACUUUUCAUUCAUUCAUUUCUACAAAUUAUAGGAUAGAGAAGAAGUAUGACGAAAAAACGUCAAAAUACAGAAAAAGGCGGUCCAACAACUCCGGCCAAGGUUGCGAAAAAGGAUCCGCUGGAAUUCAAUGGCACUGUUUUUAAAACAAUGCUGAAGGAGCCUACAACUGUCAUGAAAGGGCUGGACACUUUCAUAAAAGCUGCACAGAAGUUACCGUGUGCCGACCUUUACGAUGUUGUUGAAGGAUACAUUAAAAUUUCCGCUGAAUGUACCGAAAUCCUGAAGCUGCUGGAGGAAGAAAAUAAAGUUGAGAGCAAAAUGCUGCUGGUGCUCCACAGUCUGGAGGUCAUCUUGUUGCGCAUCGCGAGCGACCUCUCCCACUUCUCCAUGGUGGGCACCUCCAUCGUCAAAAAGAUUGCAUCCACUCACAUGAAAACACUGCAGUCCUUCUUGCAUUCGGAGAACUCAAAGUUUGUCCGUCAGUGUCUGACGUUCCUGGCUGCUAUGGUCUCUCAGAGUGCCGACUCGGCCAGAGAUGUCUUCAGCCAGAUGCAUUUCGGCAAACCGCUGUCCGCGCUGGCACAGAGAAGAGAUAAAAUGGGAAGACCUGAUGUUCGCCAAGCAUAUAUCCAGUUUGCCAUUUCAUUACUGCUGUCAGGAGACAACUCCACUAUCGCACAGCUGCUUGAAACAAAAGACUUUCUCCAGGACAUCUUAAAUUCUGGCAUCAAAGAAGAUAGGAUUUCUAUUGUCAAUCUCAUCUUGGCAACUCUACAGUCAAAGGUGGUGCAGAACAAGGCGAUUAGUAAGACCCAGAAGGUGCGUUUCUUCACCCCUGCCCUCCUCGCCCACCUCGCCUCCUUGUACCGAUGGAAUGGCAUUGUGGACUCUGAUGUUGAAAACCAUGAGGCGGGGAAGGUGGCCGUGCGGGAGCAAGUGCACAGCUUCCUGCUGGACCUGUGCUGCUCACGCAAACAUGGCAUCAGCUUCCACGACCCCAGCUUUGGCACUUCCGGACGGGCUGGUAACAUAGUGCUGCUUCAGUUCCUGGUGAGCCUGAAGGACUGCACUAAGGACGAUCUGAUCACAGAGCUGGUGGUGAGCACACUGAAGAGCAGUCCUGACGUGCUGACCAGGUACCUCAAGGAGAGCCAGCACUCCUUCAUACCGAGAGCCAAGAGCACCUGGCAGGACAACAUCAGCCUCCUCAAGAAGAUAUACGAGGCACAGCCAGAGGUGUCGAAAGCCUUCGGAACGCGGGAGUUCAUCCCUCUCCCUCGCCUCCUUUCCAUGGUGAUGGUGUCCUCGCUGCCCUCCGUCUGCAAUAAAGCUUUCUUCACUCAGGGCCUCAACUGCAAAAACACAGUUGUUCAGCACACCACGCUGUCCAUGGCGUCGUUCAUCCUGAAGAGGGCGCUAAAGAACAUAGAGCACUGCCAGGACAAGAGUGUUUGGCAGUGCUCAGACACAUACACACCUGCCAUGAUGGAAGAGUUUGUGCAGCUUUACAGGGAAGACCUGAGCAAGGUUUUGCCAGAUAUGACCAGCAUUGUAUACCAGUGGCAGUUGCUAACCAAAAAGGACAAGAGUGAAGGAGACGGUGAGGCAGGGAAGACAAAGGAGCAGACCCAGGAAUCAGAAGAAACAGAAAGUCACGGUGUAGAUGAGACGCAGGUGAUCCUCCUGAAGGCUGUGAUUCUGCAGGUGAUGUGCCUCUACCAGAAGGCCGUCCCUCACCUGGUCACGCAGAGCCGCUUCGACUUCAGCAAACUCCUCAAAGGCAUCUUCUCGGAAAAGGGCAUGAAGGAAGGGGUUCCUCCCAUUCUACAGUACCAGAUCUUGCAGCUGGCCCUAGAACUUCCUGCAAGCAAGUUCUCAUGGUUCCGUGUCCAGGACACGUCAUCUUUCGAAUCUGCUGGUGGCGAGAAGUCAGUCUUUUAUUUGCUUCUCAAGAUGUUUGCCAGCAGCAACACAAGCCAUCUCAAAACCUCCACCAGGAUGCUAGUCCUCAAGGUGUUGAAGGACAGUGGUGUGUUUGAACAUACAUGGCGAGAGCUGGAGCUGUGGUUGGACCAUGUGGCCAGUCUGGAGCCAGCCAAUCAGGAACCAGUCAUCCAGCUACUGGAUAAGGUUCUGGUGAAGUUGCUGUGUAACCCCCACACCUAUUCAGAUAAGGCGGCCACCCUGGUGCAGGAGGCGGCCUACCUGCAGGCCAACCUGACAGGGCAGGACGCAGACGCCGUCAGCAUCCCCAUCUCCCAUAUUGACGAUGUGCUGGACAUGGUUGACGUCAUUAUGGAGGGCAGUGAGGGAGAGAUCGAGCAGCUGGGGCCGGCGCUGACUGAUGACCUCAUCAUGCAGAGUUUCCCCUUCAGUGCCAUCGUGCCCGCUAUUCUUGAGGCCCGCAAUGAACUCCCGCCAUCCUACAAAGAGGAAAAAGGUGUGGUGUAUGAGUACCUGUCUGCGGUGCUGUGUGACGUCCUGCACUGCCAGAGAGACCCUCUGGCCCUCUGCCUGACGCUGCAGCAGUAUGAUAAGGAGCUCCACUCGGCCACAGAGACCAAAGGACCGCCCCAUACCUCUGUAGUGCAAUUCCACCACUACUACUCAAAAUGGCUGCCCAAGCAGUCCCAGGAAUCACUGUUCGCGUCAGCAGAGGCAUUGAGCGCAUCAUCUCCAGUGGACCUAUGUGCAGUGCUGAGGGCGGCCUACUGUGAAGGCCCCUCUGCCCUGCUGCAGGAGUCCCUCGGGCCCCGUGUGGAGGGGUCCCUAUCCUCCCUAGAGCUCCACCGCUUCCCCACCGUCGCCUGCCAACUGCUCCUCUACAUCAGGACCACCGUGGACAACCUCAGCAUGCUUCCUAAGGGUGUGGGCGUGUCAGUGGUGGCCAGUCUGAUGGAGGUGCUGCAGGCAGUGGUGCAAAAGCUGCAGAACUCGGAGACGGAGGGCAUGGGGGAGGGGCCUAAAGCAGAGGAGGAGGGGCCUAAGACAGAGGAGGGGGAGGAGCUCUUCCUGGAGGUUGGCGCUGCAGGGAAGGACAACAAAGAUGAGGUGCUUCUGGCUGUACUGAAGUCCAUCUACCAGCACCCGUGUCUGGAGCAGUGGUUCCUGGCCCUGGAGUUGGCCUCCUUGCCCGCUCACUCCCUCAACCCUGUGCAGCUGAAGCGUCUCUGUGGCCAGCUCAGCAGCUCCAUCUUGUGUCUGCUCCAGGCCACUGCAGACGCCGCGAGCCGGCUAGGGGCAUCACUCCACCUCCUGUCAGGUUACCUCUCGGUCGUGCAGCGGGCAUUGCUGAAGGAGCUGGAUGAUGUGGUGGAGAAGGGAGGUGAGGGCAAACGACACACGAAGGAAUCGCUGGCACUGAAAGCCCUGCUGGCGUUGCAUAAACACAUGGACGUGACGGGCCUGAAAGAGGUCGUUUCUGCCCUGCUGCUGUUGCCCAAGGAGUACCUGGUGGUGGCGCCGACGGUGACGGUCACCGACGAUGAUUGUGACGUCACAAUGGGAGAUUCUUCUGCUGGGUCGUCGUCAUCAUCUCAGCUGAGCGUUUAUGGAGCCGCUGCGCUGCAGGUGUUGACGGACAGCCCGUCGCAGGACGGCGCCCUCUACCUAUCGCGAGCGCACCUGUGCGGCCUGGCUACGCUGCUCACGUCCUGCCGCAGCCAAUCCCUCCAGGAUUUCUUCCUCCUCGCGCUGACCUCUGACCCCGGAAGUGCUAAGCUGGUGCAGACGGACGUGUUGCUCUACUGUCUCCCAACAGGAAGUGAGGUGGGAUGUGAUGUCAGCGGUGGCGAUGGCUCCCCCUCUUCCUCUUCCGCCUCCAUGAGGGAGGUGGGGUCCCUGCUACUCCAGAACUGCUCCACCCAUAGGCUGUGCUUUGAGCUGUGGUGCCUGGAGAACAGGGAGAGGCUGGCACGGGAGGCGGCCGGCAGUACGAUGCUGCUCGGCCUGCUGGCUGCUUAUCUCAAGAUGGCUGCCAGAGAAGACCCCGCCAGACCCUCUGAAGUGUGUGUGUUGGUGCUGAGUGCCCUGAAGGAGGCGCUUUUGCAGCCCCUGUGGAGCGCCAUGCUGGCAGCCGAGGCUGGUGAGAUGCUCAGUCUGUUCACCAACGUCCUGUCCAGCCUCGUUACCUUGACAACCGCAUCUAGUGAUGUCCUCCCUCUGCUGCCUGGCCUAAGAUCCAUCCUCAGUAAACCACAUAGCUUUGAAAGAUGGCAGCUAGCAGAUGCUAUGGCUGCUAAAGUGGAGGAGAGCAGCAGCCCAGAGCAACUGGAGUCCUGGAGGAAGAGCCAGCUCAGUGCUGCCCUCCGCUGGCUGGUGGCCUGCUACAGCAGCUGCAAGGAGCAGGAGAAGGCAUCGCUGGACCAGGAGGAGGCCAUGCUGAAGAGACUGGAGACACUCCUGAAAGCUUCCCCUCAGCACGUCGCCGCCUCUGACUGGAAUAGCUUUGUGAAGUCAGGGUUAAAGUAUCGCUACAGACACCACAGCAUGCUGAGCACUCUGAGCAGCCUGCUGGAGCUGCUGUAUGGGGAGUGUGAGCCUCAUAAGGACCUGCUGCCCUUGGCUACCAUACACAUGAUGGCCAGCAGCCACUCCCUCUUCCUGCCUUCCAUGCUGGACACUGAAGAGGAGCAGAGUGGUAGUGGUGGUGGUGGACCUCAGACUAAAGAGGCCCUGACGUCUCUGUCCCUGGCCCUGGUGAAGAGGAGCCCCUCUGUGUGUGAGAUGAGGCACUUUGUGGUGCUGAUGGGGGCUUAUGGAGCCACACUGAGCACCGCAGACCAGAAGCUUCUCCUGCUGCUUCAGGAGUACGAGAAGAGUGACUGCAGCCUCGUCGACUUCCAGUCAAUGCUAUGGGGCCCCGCAGCAGUGGAGCACCAUAAGACCCGGCGAAGUAUGGGGCCGUCGCUAUGGCAACAGCCCAGUUCAGAGGAGGUGAUGGGGCUGCUCAACCCCACCAGGAUGCAGAACACCAUCGCACACUUCCCACAACAACGCAGACUCAUACCACAGGAAGGGAGGGAGUUGAUCUAUAAGGGAGAAGAGUCAGAUGGUCAUGAUGCUGAGCGUGACCAGAGCCUGUGUGAGCUGUAUGACCCCUGCUUCAUGCUGCCCCUCUUCAGCGCCCUGCUGCGGCCCGAGUCCGAGAUCGACUGUCUGAAGUUCGUGUCCAGCCACGGGUUGGGGCUCACCAUUGCCUCCCUCAGCAGCUAUGACCCCAAGAUCAGGGCGGCGGCCUACCAAGUACUGGGCUGCUUCUACCAGCAUCUUGAGGGGGCGCGGUUCAAAGGGAAGAGACAGCUGCUGUAUUUGCUGGACAUGGUGAGGAAUGGCAUCAAGCAGCAGAACCUGAGAGUGCCCUUCGUGAUGACCACCUAUGUGGCCAAAGUGGCCCAACAGAUGCUGAGACCUGAGGAACACAUGUACAUGGUGAUCAACAAGUUCCUGCUGGGUCAUCAGUACCUGGACCUCAAGCGCGUCCCUGAAUUCUUCAAACUCUUCUACAGCUAUGAUUUGGAGCAUAAAUCUGAGCGUGAGUGGAUGCUGGCUGUUCUGGAGGAGGGUGUUGCCGACCGCUACUGCUACGAGCUGUGUGACCAGCAGGGUCUCUACCACACCCUACUCGGAUUCUGCAGCAGCCCACUCUGUGAGGAGUCAACACAGAUUCUGAUCUUAAACGUCUUGAGGAAAACUGCCCGUGUGACUAAAGGAGCCUAUAACCUCACCAAAGCUCAUGGACUACUGACAUGGCUGCUGCAGCUGCUGGACAAGAGGUUUGUGAGUCCAAGGCUACUGAGUGUGGUUGUGGAGCUGGCCCACACCCUGUGGUUCACUAACCUGGGCCGCAAGGAAGGCAAGGCAGAGGACAGCAGCUCUACCCCAGAGGAGAAAGACAAGCCCCAGUCGUCCACCAAGUGCCUCCCCUUACCACUCAUCAACGACUUCCUAUGUGUGCUCCUCAGCGUCAUUAAACACCUCAGGACUGUGGGUAUGAAGGCCCCUCAGCUGAAACCUUUCCUGCGGACCCUGUCCUCUGUGUUGACGCACCAGGACUCAGCCAUGGCGGCCCAUGCUGAGGCGGGCUGGCUGACCCUGAAGCCACCGCUCCUGUCCGACACCGACGUGCUUCCCCUGCUCCACCGCUGGGCUGCACUGGCACAGGACACCGCUCUGAUCUCCACCAUGCUGGGCCUGGCAUCAACCUGCCAGCCACUCAAAGACCUUCUCGGGGUCGGAAGAGACAGAGUCCGAGGGUCCAAGGGCUCCUCGCAACAGCAGAGCUCCCGUUCCCGAGGUGGGGGGGAGGAGCAGGCGGAGGCCGAAGGUGGAGAGUCUGAGGAACGCGACCAGGGGCUGCUGGAGGACUGCAAAGCCCUCCUGAGGAACAUCUUCACCCACUGGGAGCCCAGGCCCCUCACACCAGCUGCUACCACCUCCGCUACACCACCUCUGUCAUCAGUUACGACAUCGUCUAAUACUGCACAACCCAGCCCUGCUACCACCUCCAUGGAGCCCCAGAGUAGCCCUGAUACAAGUGCUAUGGUGCCCCAAACCUGCCCUGAGGUGCCUCAGUCUGCCGGCGCUGAGACUGUGGAUUGCCCUUCUCACACCACGGCUGGUCUGCUCAUCAAAUGGUCACUCAGGACAUUGACCUCCUCCUCCACCGUAGCACCGUAUGACUGCAGCGACGUGCUCAACUUUACCAAAUGGCUCCACAAGGUGGUGCUACAGCACAGGGGCAUCAUAAGUGUUCUGAUGGCAGACGUGAGUGUGAAAGUGGACUUCCUGCGGCUCUACCACAGCACUGCGUGUGAGUGUGGAGGUCUAGUAGAGGGCGCCACUGCUGGUGGAGGAGGAGGAGGAGGAGGAGGAGGAAGAGUAGAGGCGCUGGGUCUGUUGACUGAGAUCAUGCUGCAUCUGCUGGAGGCCCAGGGCGUUCCCCAGGGAGCACUGCAUCAGACGGUGAUCACUACCUGCCUCACAGAGACCACGGAGGACCACACUAGAAGAGAGGCCGGACUGCUGCUGUUUUCCAUGUACAUCCAUGAGCUGUGGAGCGGGGUGCAAUCCGCCGACCUGUUCCUCAACCAUGUCAGACUGGUGACGUCCGAACAAGGUCAACUAGGAACGUCCAACUCUCCAUUAGUUAUCAUGUGCAGAGAGAUACUCACAGCCUCGCUGGAACCUAGUAUGCCAACAUGAUGCCUUUGUUAAAAAAAUGUAUAUUAAAUCAUGACCAAGUAGUAUUUCAAUUAUUGGAUUUUUUUUAUUUUGUAUGUUUGACUUUUUAUGUACUGCUUUUGUUUGAUUAUUUACAUAACAUAUAUUUUAUGUUUAUGUUCAUAAUUCAUAAUUUACAUAAACAUAUACACAACCACUGCCAUAUGUGUGUGACCUGAUUUUUUGUGUGUUGGUUUUUUAUAUUCGAGAAAGAAUGUGACCAGCAACAAUGUAAUUCUAACAUCCAAAAGAACAUUUGAUGAAUAACAAUAUGCAUUAGAACUUUCAUCAUACAGAUAUUGUCUCAGAGGUAACAUUUCUACAACUUGCAUUUUUUUAUAUUAAAUAAAAUGUACGGC
Molecule: messenger RNA, 7606 nt
Organism: Engraulis encrasicolus (European anchovy)
Lineage: Eukaryota; Metazoa; Chordata; Actinopteri; Clupeiformes; Engraulidae
Gene: urb1
Product: URB1 ribosome biogenesis homolog
Exons: 39
Coding region: 72-7229 (2385 amino acids)
Biological process (GO): maturation of LSU-rRNA from tricistronic rRNA transcript (SSU-rRNA, 5.8S rRNA, LSU-rRNA); maturation of 5.8S rRNA from tricistronic rRNA transcript (SSU-rRNA, 5.8S rRNA, LSU-rRNA)
Cellular component (GO): nucleolus
Source: RefSeq, a predicted model, not a curated record